Messenger RNA from Anguilla rostrata (American eel), 2878 nucleotides. Its product is annotated as E3 ubiquitin-protein ligase RBBP6-like. The coding region runs from base 996 to 1415 and encodes 139 amino acids. Gene Ontology annotation, molecular function: zinc ion binding; ubiquitin protein ligase activity. Gene Ontology annotation, cellular component: nucleus. Lineage: Eukaryota; Metazoa; Chordata; Actinopteri; Anguilliformes; Anguillidae. The record is from RefSeq and is a predicted model, not a curated record. Gene Ontology annotation, biological process: ubiquitin-dependent protein catabolic process; protein ubiquitination. The transcript has 3 exons.
CCCUGUUCUUAAUGCUCUGCCAUAGUGUGGUCCGCACAGUAAUCCGGGAUCGCACCGGGAAACACAUUGACAGACUACUUCAGCGAAAAAUAUUAUUGAGUAAUUUAGCGAGCUAAGUGCACAUACAUAUUAUUAAUCACAGUUUGUAGUUUAUUUCAGGCUAACAGGAACGUUUUUUGGGGGUUUCGGGGGUUAAGUUAUGAAAGAGGUGUAUAACACGGAAACGCCAUUUCGCUAGCUCAGGCUAGCCGUUUUUGUUUUGGUGUGAGGAGGAAGGGAGGCCAUUUUAGGCCGCUUUUCUUCACUGCUUUUCUUUGUAUGGUAGCUAUCUAACUUAGUCACUGGAGUUAUCACCACGGACCUGAAUGCACUGGAUGACUUGGAGGGAUAUUAGGGACUUUGCUUCGUUUCGCAUAUUUCGUCUGGAUAUUUGCCUCAGUUUUUAUCACCUUCUGGGACUCUGCGUUCGUGAAGACAGACUUGUGUUUCGAAACCAUGCAAUGGAAUUGCUCCCUCUAAUCGGACUCUGAGGGAAAGCGUCGCCCUUUAAUUUAAACGAUUUAACGCUACACCAGCGGGACUUUCUGGCAGAAAAGGCGUUGGAAAAAGCAUCCUCGAUUAUUUAAACGAUUUGGACAUUUUCCUUUGAAGCAAGUUGAAGAUUCUAUGUUGCUUUGUUGUUCAAUACUGUGACGGACUGAAAUAAUGGAAUUGGUUUGAGAUUGUCGUUUUGCAGUUGGUAAAGGUUGCAGUUUCCAAUAUUUGUGUUAAUUCGGAUAGCCUGCAUUUACCCACUUCAGUUAAGCCAUAAGGUCACGCUACAGGCAGUUAUGUCGAUAUCUAUAGCUUAGCUACGCUUAAGUAGCUAGCUAGCCAGUGGCUAAUUACAGUUCCAUCUAGUUAGCUAAGUUAGUAAAAGGGAAACUUAACUUUAAUAGUUUUGUUUUUACAUUGCUGUUCUUGUCAGGCCCAAAUUAGUGUACUUUGCUUCAAAAAUGUCUUGUGUGCAUUAUAAGUUUUCAUCCAAACUCAACUAUGACACGGUCACAUUUGAUGGCCUACAUAUCACGUUGAGUGACCUCAAGCGCCAGAUCAUGGGCCGCGAAAAACUCAAGGCUGCUGACUGCGAUUUGCAGAUAACCAACGCCCAGACGAAAGAAGAAUACACUGAUGAUGGUGCCCUCAUUCCUAAGAAUUCAUCUGUUAUCAUUCGAAGAAUACCUAUUGGAGGGGUCAAAUCUACAAGCAAAACAUUUGUCAUUGAUCGCACUGAGCCUCCAAGUGGACCUUCAAAAGCAGUAUGUAAAAAAAACCUCACACUUUUCUUCUUUAGUUUGGUGUUUGCCUCUAACCAGUGUUUACACAAUUUUUCCAGUGGAAAUUUUAGUAUGCAAUACAAAAAAUAUAUUCUGUGAAAGUUUUGGUGAUAGAAUAUUGUAACAUUGUAAAAUGUGAAUCAUUUGCUGAAUGCAUUUAAUUUCGUAUUUGCACAAUUAUUGCAACUGUAUAAAUCUUUGUGCAUGCCGGUGCUGCACUGUAUUUCAUAUUGAAAAAAAUUCUUUUAUAAAGAAUCUGUUGUACAGGUCAAUGUACGUUCAUUCAGAUCAUGUUGGAUGCCCAGUGAACAUGGUGGCGUAUUCUAAGCUUGUCUGUCUACAAGUGCUACAUCUGUAAACACUGUUUUUUAUUUUUUUGUUCUCUAAUAAAAUGUUUUGAGUCGCACCUUUUUAAUUUUACAUUGUAUUACACAGAUGGUUUUUGACUGUUCAUGUUAUAAGGAGUUUGCGAUAAGGCACAUCAGUAUUCCUAGGACCUGGGGGAAACCUACCUUGUGACAAUGUGUGUGCGUGUGUGUGUGUUUAUACUGUAUGUGCAAGAUGGAUCAGCAUUUGCUGAGGCUCAAACAACCAACGAUAUCUUAUAGGAACUCAUUUCUGUCUCACGGUGACUGGACUUGGUCAAUAUGUGCAUGUAAACAGAAUGCACUGCUAGAUCAAUGGUUUUUUGCUGCAAUGGUCAAGACAACAUUUGACUGCUUUUAAAGGUCUAAUUCACACCAGCCCAGACACACAAGCUCUGGUAUAAGCCAGAUUCUGUUCUAAUUGAAUUUCCAAAUGCUAUUCCCAUUUGAAUUUUGUUAAUUUAUUGUUGCCAAUUAUCAUUGGACAACAGAAUCUUCUGCCGACAUGAAGCAAGACUAAUUUGAAUAAGUUGCAGGUGGUGGGGGAAGUUCUUUAUGUUCAUGGAAUAAUUGGUCCCCAUAUGAGGUCAAAAUUGAGCAGAAUAUUGUGCAAUUAAAAUUUUUUUUUUGUGUGUGUGGCACUAUUUAAAUUGGUCUCCGCAGCAGGAGGAACAGUGUCAUUUGUGCACGUAGAUUUGGGCAUUAUUCUUUUCCACCACCCCUUUCUCGUCUGUCAUGCUGUUUGUUGAGCCCGGUGUGAAUUGACCUUUGUUAAUUUGUCAAUGUGGAGAAACUGCGCUGCUCCAUUGUUUGAGCCUUAGCACUUUGGAAUGACAAAGUCUGCUUCAAGUGUUGGACCUCUUCCAUAUCACUGUUGGUGUGUUUUGGGUAAAAUUGCAGUGUGUGGGACAUGUUCUUCCUCCGAACAAGUUUUGUUGUCUGGGCAUUAUCCUUUUUUUUUUUUUUUUUUCCUGUUAGAAGUAAUUUAACCCUCAAUGCUAAGUGCCUUAUAUGAAACCAUAGGUGAAGUCCAGAGUUCAGAUGGAUGUUUUCUACUGAGUAUAUUGUUGGGUUGGUUUCUGAGUAUUUGACAAGUGUACUGUUAAAACCCAGUUCACCAGUUCCAUCAGUACUCUGUACAAUGCAGAACGCAACCAUUUUUUUUUUGUCAAUAAAAUAUGUGUCUACAACUCCUGA